Hemicordylus capensis (graceful crag lizard) is the source of this 6192-nucleotide messenger RNA. Its product is annotated as solute carrier organic anion transporter family member 1A2-like. The transcript is spliced from 15 exons. The record is from RefSeq and is a predicted model, not a curated record. The coding region runs from base 164 to 2236 and encodes 690 amino acids. Gene Ontology annotation, molecular function: bile acid transmembrane transporter activity; protein binding. Gene Ontology annotation, biological process: sodium-independent organic anion transport; bile acid and bile salt transport; transmembrane transport. Gene Ontology annotation, cellular component: membrane. NCBI's taxonomy places the organism in Eukaryota, Metazoa, Chordata, Lepidosauria, Squamata, Cordylidae.
CCUCUCUAACUUGAAAGAUUAUUUAGUUCUCCAGACUGCAUUGCAUAUAACCCAGAGGAAACCCCAGGCUGUGCUAAAUUUAAGGACGGAGACCAAUUCAUUUGCCACUAUCAGGAUUAUCGAGGACACAGAGACCGCUACCAGUAACCAGAAGGAAGACUCCAUGGCCACUUCGAGAAGCAACAUGAAAGGUGCGAAGAAAAAGCUGCCCGUGUUCUGUUGUAUGUCCAAGCUAAAGAUAUUUCUACUGGCCUUAUCUUUUGCCUAUCUGGGCAAGACCAUGUCUGGGGCUUACAUGAACAGCAUGCUCACACAAAUUGAACGACGGUUCAACAUUCCUGCCUCACUGGUUGGAGUUAUCAAUGGAAGCUUUGAAAUGGGCAACUUGCUGGUGAUACCCUUUGUGAGCUACUUGGGAGCAAAACUCCACCGACCUCGCCUAAUUGCUCUUGGUUGUGCAGUCAUGGCUUUGGGGUGUUUUUUGAUAGCACUGCCUCAUUUCCUGAUGGGAAGAUACGAGUAUGAAAACACGGUUACAUUGUCUGAAAAUUCUUCAAGUGUGGCUGUUUGUCUUGCAAAUCACAGCCAGUUUUCCAUGCCUACCAAUCAGCCCUCAGCAGUGUGUGAAAAACAGGCUGGAUCUUUGAUGUGGGUGUUGGUGCUGGUGGGAAACAUCAUUCGAGGCAUUGGUGAAACUCCCAUCACUCCUCUAGGCAUUUCGUAUGUGGAAGAUUUUGCAAGGACAGAGAAUUCUCCUUUCUAUAUUGGCUGUCUACAGAUAGCUACAGUCUUGGGCCCCUUGCUUGGUUUAAUGAUUGGUUCAUACUGUGCCAAGUUAUAUGUGGAUACUGGAUUCAUAAACCUAGUGGAUGUGACAUUGAAUCUUACUGAUGCUCGCUGGGUUGGGGCCUGGUGGCUGGGAGUGCUGAUAUGCGCAGUGGUGAACCUCCUUGUUGCAAUCCCAUUCUGCUUCUUGCCCAAGUCUCUGCCGAAGGAAGGCGAGGAAAACAACAUAGACUUGGCAAUCAAAGGAAACAGAACAUUACUUCAAACCAAAAGUGCAGCUCGCACCAAAGAAAAAAUAUGUGAAAUUGCUAAAGAUUUCAUCCCCUACUUGAAAAGUCUUUUUCGCAACCGAGUUUACAUGAUUUUUCUGUGCAUCACCGUGCUGCAGUUUAGUGCUUGGAUUGGGAUGAUCACCUUUAUGCCAAAAUAUCUGGAGCAGCAGUAUGGGAUCUCUGCAUCAGAGGCCAUUUUUUUAAUAGGUGUUUACAAUUUACCAAUUAUAUGUGCUGGAUAUUUUUUUGGAGGCCUUAUGAUGAAGAAAUUCAAGAUAAGCACCUAUAAAGCUGCCCACAUAGGUUUUUGGUCUUCUUUGAUCGAGUAUCUCAUCUACUAUUCUGCUUUUUCCAUGGUCUGCAAAAAUGCAUCGGUUGCUGGCCUAACGGUCUCCUAUGAAGGGAUUGAUCAAGUCUCCUAUGAAGGAACAACUUUGUAUGCAGACUGCAAUCAUGGUUGUGGCUGCCCAGCCAAGGUGUGGGAUCCAGUUUGUGGAGAGAACGGAAUAGCCUACAUCUCGGCAUGCCUUGCUGGAUGUGAAGUCUCAAAUGGAACUGGGAAAAAUACAGUAUUUAAAAACUGCUCCUGCAUUUCAACACCAGAAUUUCCAGCUGGAAAUGGCUCGGCAGUGCUGGGACAGUGCAACAGAGAGGACAAAUGUGGUGUGAUGCUGCAGUACUUCUUAAUUUUAUCCUUCAUCUGCUGUUUAAUUUAUUCCUUUGGAGCCAUGCCUGGUUAUAUGGUCCUAAUAAGGUCCCUAAAGCCUGAGGAGAAGUCAUUUGGUGUGGGCCUCCAUACCCUGGCAAUAAGAGUAUUUGCUGGAAUCCCAUCACCCAUUUAUUUUGGAGCUAUGAUAGACACCACAUGCUUGAAAUGGGGAACCAAGAGCUGUGAUGCAGAAGGAGCGUGUCGGAUGUAUGAUUCUGACACUUACAGAUUGCUGUACCUGGGACUUCCAUCAGUCCUCCGUGCACUAUCCUACAUCCCUUGUGUGUUUAUACUUCUCAUUUUAAAGAAACAGUCCAAGAGUCUGAUGAGUGAGAAUGUUGAGAUGGAAGCCAAAGGAGAGGAAAACAGACCAGUGGAACAGAAGGAUGUACAUGAAGCUCAGAACUGUACAAGCGUACAUCAGGAGACCAUUGCCUAUAUAAACACAAGCUUAAGUAAUAAUGAAUGACUGAAACUUAAAGCUUGAACCUCAGAUGAAGGUUACGUAGCCAAUUAUAACUUGUGUGCAUGUCAUCUACAGCAAACCUUGCAGAAUGUAAGGUACACACAGCAGGUAGUAGUAGAUGACUAAGGCUUAUACUACCCCACUGCGUAUGUGUGUUUAGCACCACAUCCAAGUUUCCUGGUAUUUCACUUAUUUCCAUUGUUGUUUCAAGAUCUGUUGAAAAGUAUGGAAGGGGCAUUAGGGGUUAUUUGUAGGGUCAGGGCGUGAGCCUCUCAGCUCAAGAGAUGAGAAGCAACAAGGGCAGUCACUAUAGUUUAUUCACUUGUCUGCUGGGUUCAGGGAUAAAACAGGGACUAGUCUCCAGGGCUCAAGGGCCUCCAGGAGAUCAGGUUGAGUUUGUGAGUUAAUCCAUAUUUGCAUAGCCUACUUUUUUAGUCUCCCUGAUGCGGGUUGAUCAACCAGCAUAUAAAACAAAUAUGGAACAACUUAUACUGAAGUUCAACUUGAGUUGACUGAAAAAAGUCAAUACAGAUUAGAAGAAGAGUAGAGAGAGGGUUAUGUGGAUCUGUCCCCAAACCACUACAGUCACAGGCCGACACCCUCACUAACCAUGGGGCCAUGCGCUGAGCAGAAUUGUGUCUCCACUGAGGAGAGCUUCCAGAGAUCCACCACAGAUAUCACUCAAGGGAUUUUGCCGAUUUGUCCUUCACCUGGAAGUGCUCUGUGUUACUGGAAAAUACAUCCCUGAGGGUUGUGCAGCCCUCAGGUACGUAUUUUUGGCUGGUGCAGAGCACUUCUGGGAGAAGGAGGGAUUGGCAAAAAUUGCCACUCUUGCAUGAUAGCUGCAGCUGAGUUCCAGAAGCUCUCCUCAGCAAGGACUCUUUGCAUGGUUAGUGAGGGUGUCAGACUGUGUCUGUACCAAAGUUCUUGCACAUUAUAGACAAAUUAGGUUAUAGUUAUGCUUGUGUUCUUUCCUAAUAUUUUGGAUCCAAGAUAAAAUACUCUCAAGUCUCCACAAAUUCAGAAAUUCCAAAAAGCUGAAACAUUUAGUGAUUCAUAAAACUGCAAAAUUCUACAUCUUAAUGUCAGGUUCUUAACACAUUUGUCUUUGCUAUGUAUAACCCUAGUCACAUCCAUGGAAGCCUCCCUCCUAAGGCAAAGAGUAGUUAGGAACAUCGCUGCCUUAGACUGGGUCAGACUGCUGGUUCCUCUAGCUCAGUAUUGUCUACAGUACACUGACUGGUAGCAGCUCUCCAAGGUUUCAGGCAGCUCUACCUGGAGAUGCUGCCAGGGAUUCAACCUGGGACCUUCUGCAUGCAAAGAUCCUUUAACACUGAGCUUUUCAUCAGGACUAUAGUGCAAAGGGUUAAACACCCUCUCUCCAUAUGCCACUGAAACUUAACCUUAAAAAACAAACACACAAGGUCAAACUAUAAGUUUAACAUUAACAUGUAGUUUGGUCUACUCUGACUGUUAGCAACUCUCCAAGGUCCUCACUUCUCCCAAUCCCUGCUACCUGUAAUUCUUUCUAAACAGGGGAUAUGAGAGACUUAGCCAGGGACAUCCUGCAGGCAGAUCUUCUGCUCUACCACUGAACCAUGAGCCUUACCCAUUUUAAAAAAGUUAUGCAUAGUGGCUGCCAUCUCAACAAAUGGGUUCACUUGCAUAACGAACACAGUUGUUGUGAAGUUGGUGCAAUGUGAUGAUGCACAACCACUAGUGGAAGACCUUGAUGCUGUUCUCGCACACAGCCUAACCUGGGCUAGGGACACCCAGCCUGGAUUAAGCUGUGUGUGAGAACUCCUGAGAUUGGUGCCGAUCCCGGCAGGUCAGUGCUGCCUAGCCCAGCUUUUAAGUCCAGCUGUCCUUACCUCAAGCUACCUGCUCGUGUGUGAGCAUGGGUUGCUUCCGGCCCGGCCACACACAGAGACAGGUGCCUAGAACGUGUCACACACUGCAUUGUGGGAUCCAUGGAGGCCGAGACAAUGAGUCCCAACCUCGGAUCAAUCCGUCCUCUCUGUGCUGCCCAGAGCAGGGAGGAUUGUGUGGGAGCAUGGAGUGCGCUACCACCAGGCUUACAAGGAUUGUCUGGGGCUGGGAAAAGGCAAGGCUUGGGAAGCCUCCCCACCCGCCCAUGCAUCCAUGUUGCAGUGCAGUCUUAUUCCAUGAGCCCGGCCCACAAUCAGUGUUCCCUCUAACAGGGAUUCCCAGAUGUUGUUGACUACAACUCCCAGAAUGCCCAGCUGCAAUGGCUCAGGGCCAGAUUAAGCUAGUGCGGGGCCUGGAGCAUAUGUUAUAAAAGGACCCUAAAGUAAGUGUGACAAGAAAUUUCCAAGAGCCAAUGGACAGGCUAUUUCCUUCGAGCUGCUGCAAGCCCCGGCUUUUCGCCAUUUGGAGCACUACCUGGGCAGAAAAGUGAACUUUCCCUUCAACAAGAAUGAGUUAAGCUGCGAGGAGGUUAUACACGAGAGGAGGUUAUAGGAAUAGGAGAAAAGCUUGCAAACAUUUAGUGUGGGGCCCUCAAAAAUGCGGGGCCCAUAGCAAAUGCUACUUUUGCUAAUAGGUUAAUCUGGCUGUGCUUCUGCUUGGGGAUUGUGGGAGUUGUAGUCAACCACGUCUGGGAAUCCCUGUUAGAGGGAACACUGACCACCAUGGUUGGCUGUCAGUACCAUCUUGGGAUGGAUGCUCACAAUGAUUUUCGGCAAUGCCUGGCUCCUGAGAGGCAGCGAAUAGGUGACAGCCUUGUUGCACUUAUAGCUUUCUCUGUGUCAUCACCUCUUCUUUAUCCCUAUUUCCAAACAGUCAGGAUAAAGUUGCAGUCAUUUUUUGCACAGAGCAAAUGGUUAAGAUCAGAGUUAAGGUAAAAGUGAAAAAAUUGCACUCUCUUCAUGGAGUAAUCUUUGGAGGACAUUCCUGCCAAUUUUCGUAUCUAUCCCUCUGACAACACUGAUAAAAUUUUCUAGUCGUCUUUGUGUUUUUAAUACUUCUAAAAGCUUUGAGAACACCAUUGCAAAUGUGGCCGCUGCAGGCCUGAUGGUCAGGACAGACUGAAAGCUGCUCAUUUUUAUGAGGGGGGAAAAAUGUGUGUGUGUGUGAUUUUUUUUGCAACCCCCUCUCCAGCACAUUAUUUUUUUAUUUACUUUUGGGGGGCAUUGCUGGAUAUCUGGGGACACACAGAACAUAGAAAAUCCCCCAUUCCCCCUACUUUCAGCCCAAUUUUGUCCUUUUUCUCCCAUUUUUUGCUGCCUCAGGAACCUAACCCACCCAAUUCCCAUUGCCCUAAUAUCCCAUUAUCCCCUGCCAUGGAACAGUACCCCCACAGAUAACAGGGUUCUCCUGUAUGACAUGAGACCGGAAGACUACCAAUGAAUAUAACAGAAAGGAGAUGGAUCAAAUCCAAAGUACAGAUCCUUGGCCAGACACAUUUCAACCCCUCUGGGCCUGUUCAUGGGCAGGCUAUGGUUAAAAGAAAUAUGAUUAUUUACAUAAAUAUCAUUCUAUACUUUGAAUGUAUUAUCUUGUUCUAGUUUGAGUGUUUUGUUUAUUGUAUUGCACUAGGCUUAUUUUGUUGUUGGUUGUGGAACUUGCUUGCACAAUAUCCUUCUGCAAAUGCACCAUUAGUCAUGACCUUAGGCACUAACGCCUCCGUUGGCAGCAGCCUUGUUACUGUUCGGAUGCUGUGUAAAACAAUUUUAUUUGCCCAGGCAUUUAGCAGGGUUUGAUUUACUCAUGCUGGCUUGCACUCCUCAACGUUGCUGUUUUUAUGUUAUUUUUGUUGUGUUUUAUUGGUAAUUGUGCUUACACUCAUUUUAUUUUAAUAACGAUGUUUUAGUUGAUGGCCAUAAGCUGCCUUGGGGGACAUGUUUGAAAGGUGGGAUAAAAGUAUUUUUUAAAAAAGAAACGUGCCUAUUGUCUAGGUACCCAUUAUUUUUAAAAAAUAAAUGUGCCUGAUGACAAUA